Messenger RNA from Andrographis paniculata, 3054 nucleotides. RefSeq names its product probable disease resistance protein At5g63020. The transcript is spliced from 2 exons. Gene Ontology annotation, molecular function: ADP binding. The coding region runs from base 123 to 2834 and encodes 903 amino acids. NCBI's taxonomy places the organism in Eukaryota, Viridiplantae, Streptophyta, Magnoliopsida, Lamiales, Acanthaceae. The record is from RefSeq and is a predicted model, not a curated record.
UUUAAAGUUCUUCCUGAGAUGAGAUGCUUCUUCUUCUUCUUCUUCUGCUACUUGUUCAAUCCAAAUUGAGUGUGAAGUGAAGGAAUCAAAUCGCCUUGUUCAGAUCCGUAAAGAUCUCCUCCAUGGACGCGGUCGGUGCAAUUUGGGAUAUUCUGACAUGCUUCUGUGGCUGCACAGUCAAAACUGUCAAGACAAUCAAAGACCUGGAAACAAAUGUGGAAGCCUUAGAAAAUGCAAUGACACAACUGAACGAAGUUCGUGAAGAUGUGAAAAGAAGGGUGGUUCUCGAAGAGGAAAGGAAGAUGGUACGCACUAAUCAGGUCAAUGGCUGGUUGCAAAGGGUCGAGGCGACUGACAAAAGUGUUAAGGAGUUUCGGGAAAAGGCUAGUCAGAAAAGGAAUUGUUGUACUUGCUAUUGGUUCAGAUAUAAGCUUGCUAAGGAAGCUGUUGUGAAGCGACAAGCUGUUGAGGAGCUAAGGAGGGAAGGACUAGCAUUCGAUACGGUAGCUGAGGCGUUGCCGCAUGGUGUAGCAGAUGAGAGACCUCUACGGCACACCGUAGGAUUGCAUUCACCUCUUGCACAAGUGAAUAGAUGGAUUGAGGAUGAUAAUGUGAGGAUCAUUGGGAUAUAUGGAAUGGGGGGUGUGGGGAAGACAACGCUUUUGAAGAAGUUUAAUAAUACUUUUCUAAGUAGGAAUCAUGGAUUCGAUAAAGUGAUUUGGGUUGUAGUGUCUCAAACAUUCAGCAUUGGAAAAGUUCAGGAUGCGAUAUGGAAAGAACUUAAGAUUUCUGAUUCUGAUGACAAGUGGAAGGAUAAGGAUGACGAAGAAAAGGCCGUGCAGAUCUUGAGUAUUCUUCGUACGAAGAAAUUUGUGCUCAUGUUAGACGACGUAUGGUCGUGGCUGGAUCUUGUUAGAGUUGGUGUUCCGGAUUUGGAUGGCCAAAGAAUGUCUAAAAUUGUUAUCACGACGCGAUAUGAACAUGUUUGUGAUUCCAUGAGACAGGACAGGAAGAUCAAUGUAAGUUGUUUGGAGAAAAGGGAAGCGAUGGAACUUUUCAUGCAGCAAGUUGGACCAGAAAUUAUAGAUUCUCAUCCAAGUAUUCGUGAAAGUGCUGAAACUGUUGUGAAAGAAUGUGAUGGCUUACCACUUGCCUUAAUCACUGUGGGACGAGCCAUGGCUGGGAAAAAAGAUCCCCGUGAUUGGGACAUGGCAGUUAAGAAACUACGUAGGGAUCCGUCGAAGAUCAUGGGACUGGAAGAUGAUGUUUAUCAUGUUUUAAAGUUUAGCUACGACAGUUUACCCAGCGACACAAUUAGAUUGUGCUUCUCUUAUUGCUGCAUAUUCCCGGAGGACUUUGAAAUCUGGAUCGAUGAUCUCUUAGACCUCUGGAUUGCAGAAGGUUUUUUAGAAGAAUACGAUGAUCUGCAUGAAGCCCGUGAUCAAGGUCGAGAUAUAAUUAGAGACCUUAAAGCUGCAAGCCUUUUGGAGGGUGGAAGAGUUUCGUUGUUUGUCAAAAUGCACGAUGUUAUCCGCGACAUGGCUUUAUGGAUUUCCAAUGGACUCGAAAAAAAUAGAAAGAGGUAUUUGGUUCUGGAUCACAUAGAUCUGGUCGAAGAGUGUGCUGAAAAGAUGAUGGAAGCUGAAAGAGUUUCAUUGUGGGGUGCAACCAUAGUAGAUGUCAGAAGAGUUCAACCAUGGAAGAAGACGUUGACUUUCAUGAUAAGGGACACCAGAGUGAAAACGCUCCCUUUCGAAAUGUUGCAGUGUAUGUUUAUCCUCAAGGUAUUAGACUUGUCAAGGAAUGAAAAUCUAGUCGAGUUGCCCUCAAGCAUCGGUGAAUUGGUGCAACUUGAGUUUCUUAACUUGUCCGGCACCUCAAUCAAGGAAUUGCCCAUUGAGCUCAAGAACUCGACAAAAAUGAAGCACUUGCUACUGGGUUAUCUAGAAGUGAUUCCACGGCAGGUCAUAUCAAACUUCCCUUUGUUGCGUACAUUUAGAUUGUUCGGUGCUCAAAGAUUUGAUUCAUCGGAUGUGGAUGCAAAAGAUAACAUACUGAGUGGAGGUAUGGUAGAGUUGUUAGAAUUAUUGGAGGGCUUGCAGCACAUUAGCACCGUAUCUCUCACACUAUUCGACAAGAAGUCUAUGGAAAAGCUUAACAACUCACCGAAGCUACUGAGUUGCUUAAGUUGGCUUUAUGUUGGAGAGUUUAUUUCAGUAGAGUCUCUAUGUUUUUCAGCAGAGAGAAUGCGGCAUCUUGAGGGGCUAUCUCUAAAUGGCUGUCAGGUGCACGAGGUUAUAAUAAUUGAUUCUAAACAGCAUCAGUACGAGGAUGAGGAUAGAUAUGGUGUCGUCGGCAUUUAUGAUCACUCCAUACCAUCAUCACAAUCACAAGCAGCUCCAUGUUUCCAUAACCUCAAUCGCAUAUGCAUAUAUUCUUGCCCCAACUUGUUGGACUUGUCGUGGCUUGUCUAUGCUCCAAUGCUCCAAUCUCUUGUGGUGCAGGAUUGCACAUCCAUGGUUGAAAUUGUUAGUGCAGGUACAGGUCAUGACGUUGCAGAUUCUACCCAGUUAUUUUCAAGGCUUAAGGAUAUAUACCUUUCUGACCUUCCAUGUCUGGAAAGUGUGUAUCCACGUCCCUUGCCAUUUCCAUCUCUCAUCGAGAUAAUUGUGAACGACUGCAAAAGGCUUAAACGAUUGCCGCUUGAUUGGACAAGUGGACGAGGUGGCUGUCUAAAGGAGAUCGAAGGAGAGAGUGAGUGGUGGGAUGCACUGCAAUGGGAGGAUCCAAUGCACGAGCCUCACUUCCGCCAAUAUUUUGUGCCUAACGAGUAAGGGUUAUUUAUAUAUAUAUAUUUGUGGUGCGACUAAGCCAUGGGUUUAUUUCUUUUGAUAAGUUUGAAAAAAUUUUGAUUUAAAUUUAUUAUUAAAAUAAUGUACAAUAGGAUAUUUUGUAAGAAUAAAAACUGUAUUUUUUUUUCUAUUUAGAAAGACAGAAUAAAGAUAUAGUAGAAAUAUGAGAUUUUUGGUGCAAAGGAACACACAAGUUUUAAUU